Molecule: messenger RNA, 1941 nt
Organism: Notodromas monacha
Lineage: Eukaryota; Metazoa; Arthropoda; Ostracoda; Podocopida; Cyprididae
Source: the annotation of a GenBank genome assembly
GAUGGCCAGCACCAGCACCCUCAACAUGAGCAACAACGUCGCCGUCAUCACGGGUCCCUCAGCCAGCAUUUCCCGCCGAUUCAAUACGGUCGAUUCGAAAAGGGCCACCAUCGUCAAUGUCACGAUGGCCAAACUGGGUCGGUCCUGGCCUCGUGGGCCAGCAGGACGAGAAAGUGCUGUUCGAUGCGAACCCUGAAGAAACGCCUGCCGGUCAUCACGUGGAUCCCGAAAACCACCCUGGAAACAGUGGUUUGCGACCUUAUCGCUGGGCUCUCUGUUGGGCUGACAGUUAUCCCUCAUGCUUUCGCUUUCGCUGGACUCGCAGGACUUCCUGUUCAAUACGGAUUGUAUUCGGCAUUCGUCGGUUGCUUUGUGUAUUUCAUCUUCGGAUCCAUCGCUGAAGUGACAAUCGGCCCAACAGCUACUCAAGCCAUGAUCACUGCGAACUUCGUCACAAAUCGAGGCCUUCCACCGCAAAUUGCAGUGACUCUGUGCUUCAUGUCCGGAUGCUUCACUUUCAUUGCUGGUCUACUAAACCUGGGGUUGUUCAUGAAGUUCGUGUCGGUACCGAUCACAUCAGCAUUCACAACAGCCGUCGCCAUCAACAUCGCCUUUUCACAGAUCAAGGCAAUCCUGGGAUUCAAGUUUCAGGCUUCCGGAUUCAUCAUGUGUGUCCGAAAAAUCUGCGAAAACCUCUACAAAACCCAGCUGUGGAACACUGUUUUAGGAGUGUCCUGCAUCAUUUUCCUGUCGACAUUCAGGUUUCUGAAGCCGAUUUCUGAGCCGAAUCCCGCGGAUUCAGCGACAAGACGACGACUGAGGAGAGCUCUGUGGUUUGCCUGCAACGGCUCCAACGCAGUUUCAGUCAUCCUUUCUGCCACUUUGGCCUAUUUGUUUUAUUCCAACGGGAUCCAGCCAUUCCCGAUCACGGGUGACAUGCCCGCAGGCAUCCCAUCCGUGUCGAUCCCGACCUUCAGCUACGUGGAUAGCGAGGGGAAAACGCAUGACUUCCUCGACGUCUUGGGCACCAUCGGGGCCGGGGUUUUCGUCGUGCCGAUUUUGGCAGUCCUGGAGAACAUGUCCAUCGCUAAAGCCUUUGCAAAGGGGAAAGCAAUGGAUGCGACCCAAGAAAUGUUGGCAAUCGGAAUCUCAAACAUUCUCGGCUCCUUCGUAUCAUCAAUGCCAGUCACUGGAACAUUUUCGAGGACCGCCAUUAAUGCUUCUUCCGGUGUUAAAUCUCCUUCCGGUGGACUCCUCACUGGAUCAAUUGUGCUCUUCUCCUUGGCGUUUUUGACUCCAUGCUUCAAGUACAUCCCGGUGGCAACUCUGGGAGCCGUGGUGAUCUGUGCUGUUAUAUUCGUGGUUGACAUACCGACCAUCAUUGCUAUUUGGAAGUGCAAAAAAAGUGAUUUGCUUCCGUACACAGCAACUUUUUGCGGAUGCUUAUUCCUGGAAAUGCACUGGGGAAUCAUUUUUGGACUCAUUGCGCAAGUGAUACUUUUGCUGAUGGAAUACACAAACCCUCGGAUAAGGUUUCAGAAAGUCAUGCUGGGUAAAAUGAAUGGUAAAUUGGCCGCCAAAGUGGCGGCCAAUGUGGCGGCUGUGAAGGAGGCUGUUGAUGAAAAUGGCGGAAUUGCCUUGGAUUACCUGGAGGCAACCCUUAGAAAGAAUGCCUAACACGUGGUAGUGGAUUGUCACAGCUUGACGAAAGCUGACUUUUCGCUGAAACGAGGAUUUGAGGCAUUGAGCAGAGACCUGAAGUCCAUGGACAAACAUUUGCACUUCAUCCGACUGAGACCGGAAGUGGAAAAGGUUCUUUUCCACGACCUCGACGUCAACGUUGUUCUCCAAGAACUGGACGACGUUCGAUCGAUUGACAAAGACCUGAGAUCAUCAGAAGUGAUGAAGGAGGCAGAUACUUACGUAGUCACAAAGGUCUGA